Drosophila bipectinata is the source of this 2435-nucleotide messenger RNA. RefSeq names its product DNA-binding protein D-ETS-3 (gene Ets65A). Lineage: Eukaryota; Metazoa; Arthropoda; Insecta; Diptera; Drosophilidae. Gene Ontology annotation, biological process: regulation of transcription by RNA polymerase II; cell differentiation. Gene Ontology annotation, molecular function: DNA-binding transcription factor activity, RNA polymerase II-specific; sequence-specific DNA binding. Gene Ontology annotation, cellular component: nucleus. The record is from RefSeq and is a predicted model, not a curated record.
CACAUUAACUUGGAGUGCGCGCUACCAAGUGCAACACGUCGCGGACGACAUAAUAUCGGUACUUUGCGGUCUAGAUUCGUCGGUCACACGUCGCCAAUAUCCCGUAUCCCAUAUCCCUUAGACCAGGAAGAGCCAACCUUUCUUGGCCAGGACAAAAAGGAAAACAAACGCAGCAAAAAGAGUGAAGUAAACAAGGAGCAGAGGCCAAAGAGGAGGCCCAGUGGAAAACUUGGACACAUACGUGCACGCCUAGCUUGUUGCUGGCUGUGGGCGUGGCAGAAAAACGAGGCGGACAACAAACAUACCAAUACACCCAUACAAUAGUAACAAUUCACAUGUGUCCUACCAGUGUGUCCCGGAAAUUUUUGUGCGGAAAUUAUAGAAAUUUCGCUUUUUGAUUUCAUUUUCGUUCCGCUUUCGUUGGCCUCCCACCCUGCACUCCUGCAGUCCUUCAGCGCUGCCUCUUCGUCCCGUUAUUGUGCACCUGAGGAAAUGCCCAAGGAGCCCACCUUGGCUGCCGUCGGUGUCCAGUUGGACUCGUCCUUGCACUGACAAAUUUCCUUGCAUAUCCGUUCGAGAACUGAACGAAGGCUUGCGAAACCGUUAUUUGCGUGGCGCGUCGCUGUCGCGUUCACUUGUCGCAUAUCCGUCGCCAUUUUGACAAUAAUUUCAUUUCCGGUGUGCAAUUUGUACGCACUUGAGUUGAGUGAUUAACUGCACCCGGCGAAGGCAAUAGUGAAGUGUUUUCUAUUCCAAGUUCUCCAGCGGUAGUUCGAAGAGGAGUAGAAUUUUCGGAUAAGCUCACUUACAAGAACAAGCACAAUCCUGAGAGUCAAGUGGAAUCCCUUGUUUAGCCAACAGCCAGCCAUCGAGGCUCCCCAGGCGUGCGCCAUGUACGAGAAUUCCUGUUCGUAUCAGACGGCGCUGGACCUGAAGCGAGUCUCUCCGCCCUCCCUCGCCCAGGUGAAGACGGAGGACUGCCUGACCCUCGGCCAGUGUUCGCCGGACUGGACCUCCUACCGCUUCCACCAGUCCACAUUUGAGCAGCUAAAGCAGAGCGUAGAGAAGGCCAAGGCAGCGUUGCAGGAUCGCAGCAGUUUUUUCGGUGCCGGUAGUGCGUUUAGUGACAUUUACUCCAGCCAGCGUUUAACGGAUAGCUUGGACACUCUGCCCGUUCAGUCUGGCAAUGGAACCGGUAACUGUCUCGGCCUCCCACACAAUCCCAAUGUCGGUGUGGGCGUCGGUGUCGGUGUCGGUGUAGGCGUAGGCGUGGCUGGGGUCCUUAACUAUAAUGCGGUUAGUAGCAGUACUGCCGGAGUCCUGGGCAGCAGCAGCGGCGUGGGCAGUGGGAGCGGUAGCAGCUUACAGCGGCACCGGUUGGACACGUUGCAACCACCCGCCGGGUGCUCACCUGCCGGCACCCAGCACGGUGUCAUCACGUCCAGCGCCGGACAAGUUUCGUCCGGAGCUUUGGAUGCGGUUAGUGCGGCUCCGGCUCUGCCAUCGCUAACGGCCUCUAGUUCGUCGCACGUGGAGCACAAAGUCAGGACAGAUAAAUCCUCGCUGGACUGCGCCACCACAUCCUCGCACUCCGCCGUGCCCUCGUCCUCGUCCUCGAGUGCAGACCAGCAGCAGGGCAGGAUCAGUGGCAGCAAGAGCAAUAGCAGCUCCACAGGAGGUGGCGGAGGAGCAGCAUCUGGAGGUGGAGGAGGAACAGGAGCCGGUAACUCUGCACUCUAUUCCUCAUACAAAUCGUCGUGGGGCUCCCACAGUUCGACACAAUCACAAGGCUACAGCUCCAACGCCCUGAGCAUCAAACAUGAUCCCCACUCGCAACUACGGCAACCUGAUCCAUAUCAAAUGUUCGGACCCACCAGCAGCAGACUGGCCAGCUCAGGCUCCGGCCAGAUCCAACUGUGGCAGUUCCUGCUCGAACUGCUCUCGGACUCCAACAACGCCAGCUGCAUCACCUGGGAGGGCACCAAUGGCGAGUUCAAGCUCACCGAUCCCGACGAGGUGGCCCGUCGGUGGGGCGAACGCAAGUCCAAGCCCAAUAUGAACUACGACAAGUUGAGCCGUGCCUUAAGGUACUACUACGACAAAAACAUAAUGACCAAGGUGCACGGCAAGCGGUAUGCGUACAAAUUCGAUUUCCAAGGCCUCGCCGCUGCCACCCAGCCGGCGGCCAGCGAUCCCACCUACAAGUACCAGAGUGACUUGUUCAUGACACCAUAUCACCACAGCGCCAAGCUCAGCUCGUUCAUGAGUCCGCAUCACGGGAUGACCUCAUCGUCGGCUUCCAUCUUCCCGUCGGCAGCCUCUUGGGGCAACUGGGGCAGCCCUGCCACCAACCUGUACCAGCCCCAUUCGAUGGGCCAUGUCACCCCCUCCCACGUGGCGCCCCACCUGAGCAGCUAUCCCCACUACGCAUGACC